Achroia grisella is the source of this 991-nucleotide messenger RNA. RefSeq names its product UNC93-like protein. Gene Ontology annotation, biological process: regulation of potassium ion transport; regulation of muscle contraction. Lineage: Eukaryota; Metazoa; Arthropoda; Insecta; Lepidoptera; Pyralidae. The record is from RefSeq and is a predicted model, not a curated record. The annotation marks the transcript as partial. Gene Ontology annotation, cellular component: striated muscle dense body; plasma membrane. Gene Ontology annotation, molecular function: potassium channel regulator activity. The transcript is spliced from 4 exons.
GAGCCGCUAACGUCAGCACGCCUCCGCGACGCCCACUCUCGCCACGACCCGCCGAGCGACCGCACGCGAGUGUUCACCCGCCAUCCAGUCGCCCUUUCUCUCGAGCAGUGCCAUCGUACCGCGGUACGUGAAUGCAAAACCGGACCGCUCUCAUCACGGGACACCUACGAGGGAUCCGCAGCUUGGACCUCUGAAACGUUUCAACGGCUCCCGAGGGCUGGCCUGCCACUCGCCGGGACCCCGCCACGCGCCCGCGGGGCUCCACCGCUGUCUCCACCGCAAUAACAACGUAGGCAACAGGAGGUAACACGGUAUGACGGCCAAGCACGGUGGCGGACGAGAAGAUGAUCGUCCGGACAAAGAUUCUGUGUACACGAUUAAGACCGGGUUCAAAAACGACGGCUACCAGCACGACCGGGACUCGAACGACGACAUCGUGAAACCACCUCCGCUGCCCGCGGAGGAGGACAACUACCCCACAGGCAAAGUGAAACUCUCCAGAAACGAAAAAUGGAGAAUACUAAAGAACGUGGCGGCGGUGAGUGCGGCCUUCAUGGUGCAGUUCACCGCCUUCCAGGGCACGGCCAACCUGCAGUCGUCGAUAAACGCGGCCGACGGCCUCGGCACGGUCUCCCUCAGUUCCAUCUACGCGGCGCUCGUUCUCUCCUGUAUUUUCGUCCCGACGUUCCUCAUCAAGAGGUUGACGGUCAAGUGGACCCUGUGCCUGUCGAUGCUGUGCUACGCGCCCUACAUAGGCGCUCAGUUCUACCCGGCGUUCUACACGCUGGUCCCCGCCGGGGUGGUGGUCGGCCUCGGGGCUGCGCCCAUGUGGACGUCCAAAGCCACGUAUCUGACACAAGCCGGGAGCGUUUAUGCUAAAUUAACCGACCAGGCCGUGGACGGCAUCAUCGUUCGAUUCUUUGGAUUCUUCUUCCUCGCUUGGCAGACUGCUGAGUUAUGGGGAAACUUAAUUUCCAGCUUAGUGUUCUCG